Molecule: messenger RNA, 762 nt
Organism: Staurois parvus
Lineage: Eukaryota; Metazoa; Chordata; Amphibia; Anura; Ranidae
Source: the annotation of a GenBank genome assembly
AUGAUCCUGGAUAAUGAAAAUGGGACAACAGCAACUGAAUUCUUUCUUCUGGGGUUCCCUGGACUUGGUGUGUUUAGGUUUCUUUUCUUCACGCUCAUAUUUUCUGCAUAUACUGUGACAGUUUUACUUGACGUUAUGAUCAUUGUGCUACUGUCAACCAAAAAAAGUCUACAGUCCCCCAUGUUCAUGUUCCUUAGGAAUUUCUUAUUGUCAGAGAUGUGCUUUGUGAAUGUAGUUGUCCCCAAUAUGUUACGUAUCAUCUGGAUGAAUGGAGCCACCAUGUCUGUCACUGGAUGCAUCACUCAGAGCUACAUUUUUGUGUCUUCAGGUACUUCUGAAAUCUAUUUCCUCAGCGCAAUGUCCUAUGACCGAUACUUGGCCAUAUGUAAACCUUUACACUACAACACAAUAAUGGACCACACCCUUCAAUAUUUCCUGGUUAUCUUUUGUUGGAUGUUAGGUUUUCUUUUGACAAUGAUCACCCUGGGCCUUCUGGUUUCACUUAAGUUCUGUGGUCAGAAUGUCAUUGACCAUUACUUCUGUGACCUUGCUCCUUUUGUGGAUAUCGCUUGUUCAGAUACUUCUGGUCUGCAAAUUGGUAUAUUUAUUCUAACCAUUCCUAUGGUUGUUGUACCAUUUAUUUUAAUCAUUGUAAGCUAUGUAUCUAUAUUUGUAGUUAUCCUAAGAAUGUCGUCUAUCAGCAACAGGAAAAAAGCUUUCUCUACCUGUAGCACUCAUCUCUUAGUGGUGGGCAUGUUUUAG